CGCGGCGGCCCGUAACGAGCCCGCUUCCGCUUCCGCCGCUUCAAGGGUCCGCUCAGUUUCCGGCGGCCGGCUGUGAGUGAGCAGAAUGGUGAGUCGGGUUGGGGAGGUCGGUGAGUCCGGGGUUUUUCGGUCUGCGGGCGCCGCAGCUGGGCCUCCCCUGGAGAAACCGAGAGGUGGCGAGGAGGAGGGAGAGGUGGACCAGGGUCCUGCCGCUUCCGUCUCUCUGCAUGGGCUUCGCAGAUUUAAUGCGGUGUCAUGGCCCGCCCCCUACCUGAGGCGGGGUGGAUGGUGUGCGGGGGGGGGGGGGGCGGGCCAGAGAGCAAGGAAGAGCGGGGCUAAAGGCCUCGAGGGCCCACUCCACCACCACCCCCGCGCUGCGGCGGCGAAGAUGGUCGCGGAGGUAUCCGGGCCCCUUCUGGGAGCUCGCUGUCAAGCGUUAGGCUGUGACGGCCUUGGCGCUCGUCGGUUGUGGUGACGCCUAAAGUGAGACCUAUGUGGCCACUAGUCGCAUCUGCCAAGGCCAGUCUCUGGUGUGGAAAACACAUACACAAACACCUGCCCGUCUGUCUAUACAGUACAGUGGUACCUCGGGUUACAGACGCUUCAGGUUACAGACUCCGCUAACCCAGAAAUAGUACCUCGGGUUAAGAACUUUGCUUCAGGAUGAGAACAGAAAUCGUGCUCCAGCGGCGUGGCAGCAGCAGGAGGCCCCAUUAGCUAAAGUGGUGCUUCAGGUUAAGAACAGUUUCAGGUUAAGAACAGACCUCCAGAACAAAUUAAGUACUUAACCCGAGGUACCACUGUAUUUCAAACAUGUAAAGUAGACUGACUUUUAGUAUGCCAUUUGAUCUUCUGUUUGUUCCCAUUGUUAGGGUCAAAGUCAGAGUGGUGGACAUGGUCCUGGAGGUGGCAAGAAGGAUGACAAAGUAAGAAAAUGUAAAAAUGUUUUUAUCAGCUGUAAUUCCUUGAGAAAUGCAGCAAUACAAUUUUGUUUAGAAACUCUGUUCUGUGCUAAUUGGGCAGCAUUUCCUCGGGUGUAUCAUUGUGUAAUUGAAUUUGUACUACAGUAUCCCCAUUUUUUGCGAUGUAGAUGGCUUUACUUGCUGCAUAUAGAUAAUGCCUUAAUCAUAAAACAUUAUCAGUCACCGCUGUGUUACAUUGACACACAGGAAAAUACUGAAUUUAAUAAUCUAGAAUCCAUUAGUACUACAAUGAUUAUCAAGAGUUUGUAAUCAGAAACUUUUAAACACACGUUUUUCACCAACAUAAACUUCCUCUGUCCUUUCCAUAGCAGCAUUUAAAUAAUCUUACUAACCGCAUAACUAAAACAUCUCAUUUUGUGCCUUCUAUUGUUUGGAGCCAACUGAGUAGUAGUCCUCUUGGACAAAUUGUAAGCAUUGUAUGCUCUGAUUUGUUUCGGAGGCACACUGUGUUUCUUCAGCCACCUGGAUCUUGAUUUCUAAGGCCAUACAUAGUAAGAUGUGAAACAUUAGCUCCAGUUGCCAAGAAUCACAGCAGCAUGGAGGAGGAUGUGUUAUCUCAGCCUGUUUGCUGGACUUGAAAUUGUCUAUAGUGGACCUUUGGAGGUCACAUAGGACACAGUCAGGAACCUGUGGUUGUAGUUUAUUGAUCAGAGAGCUAUGUUUUAAUAAUUUGCUUCCCAGAUUUUUGGUAAGAGUUGCAGAUUGGAGUUGCUUCAGUGUUUCUCCUUGUACUGGUCUAGGCCAGGGGAAACAUGUGGCACUCCAAAUCUCAUCAGCCUAUCCAGCAUGACUAGUAAGUAGUCAAAGGUUUUGAAAGCAGUAGUUCAGCAAUAUCUGAAGGACCACGGGUCUCCAUCCCUGGUCAGCAGUCAUAUUUCUUCACACUGCAGUGCUAACUCUUGCACAGGUUUCAUUGGGGUCAAUUCUUUCAUCAUUCUGACUCUUUCUACCUGAUUCUUGAAAUAAAAAGGAUAAGAAGAAGAAAUAUGAGCCUCCAGUUCCAACUCGAGUGGGGAAAAAGAAGAAGAAGACAAAGGGACCAGAUGCUGCCAGCAAACUCCCACUGGGUAAGCGCAGCUGGUUUGUGCAUAUUUCAGGAAGGGACCAUCACAGAGUACGUGUUACAUAUAGAAGAGCCCCAGUUCAGGCCUGGGCAUCUCUGCUUAUAAAGCUCAGAUAGCAAGGCCAGAAGAGGCCUCUUUGCUUGAAACUUCAGAGAGCUAUUGUCAAGCCGAGUGAAAGCUAGAUGGAUCAACGGUUUGAUUUGGCAUGAGGCAACCAUUUAUAUUUGUAACAUCUGCUUACUACUGUGUCAUGGAAUCCAGAACUUCGAGCCUGUAGGUGUCUAGUUAUUUUCAACUUUUAGAAUUUAUUUUAUAAUCUGAUUACUGUGCAAAUACUGGAAGCACAGAGCAGAUUUUAGCCACAUUAAAACAACCUUUCAAAUACACCUACCUUGACUCUGAGGUCAUUUCCAAAGGCCUUUCUCUGAGUGUGCUCACCAAAUGAGGUGUGGUGGUGGGUGAUUACUGGAGAGAGGGCAUUUUCAGUGGUACAGUACUGGUUGUGGAAUUCCCUCUCCAGAGAGGCUUGCCUGGCACCCUGUGUUAUAAUCCUUUUGCUUUGAAAUUAAAUAUUUUAGGCUGCUGUCCUAAAUUCAGUAGGACUUCUGAGUUAGACAUAGUUAGAGUUGUGCUCUUAGUGCUUUUUAAUGCUGUUUUAUGUGGUUUGCUGCCCCUGGUUUUAUUUCUUCUAAUUUUAUUGUGAUUAUUUGUUUUUAAAUCUCUUAUGGGAUUUGUGUGAGAACAUUAAGAUGUUGGGCAAUAUACGAACGUAAGUAAAUAAUGAACACAUUUAUCCCUCAAAAAUAAGUCAUAAUAAUAAUAAUAAUAAUAAUAAUAAUAAUAAUAAUGGCUCCUCUCCACACAAGAGUUUUGACAUGAAAUCUUCCUUCUCACUGCAGUUCAGAAUAAGAUAGCUCCCCCUGCAUUCACAGGAAAGUAGUAGCUAAGGGUAGAAAGCAGGAAACCCAGGCAAAUUUUAAGAGCUUAAAAAUCCCAUUUAGUUGGCAAUCCCACAGAAUGAAGAUACCAGUGUUCUCCCCAGAGCUUCACUCACAAAAUUUGAAAAAAAUUAUUCUUUGCCUUUUUCUUUAUAGUAACUCCUCACACCCAGUGCAGACUCAAACUGUUGAAAUUGGAAAGAAUAAAAGAUUACCUUUUGAUGGAGGAAGAAUUCAUCAGGAACCAGGAACAGAUGAAACCUUUGGAAGAAAAGCAAGAGGUAUCUGUUGAGAGGCAAAUGAUUCUCUCUGCUUAUCCAUCUCCAGUUAUUAACUUGCUCCAGUCUGUAUCUCAAGCCAUUUGUUUGUAUACUUUCCACCUUCUGCCUCUUCUAUUCAUUUAGUGAAACAGGCGUUGCCUGAGGAAAUCUCGUUCCGAAAUAAAUUGUUCAGAAUCGUGAAUGACCUUGCCAUGUUUCUGAAACUGUGCUUAUUAUAUAGAGAACAAAAUGGACGUGGGUUAUUUCUGCACUUUGAAAAUCCACUGUAGUCCAGCAACAUUAGGAGGGCCACAGUUUUCCCUCGUCCUAUUGGCUCAAGCUAUGCUAUGAAGCAGAAUAAUCAUUUUUCUGUUAGAAGCAUAAGAGAGUAAGCCCUAUAGGUGUUCUCAGGUAGUGUGUUAAAGAAACUACAUUGCAAGUUUAGUAUACCAUAGUAGCUAUUGGUCUGGCAAAUAAAGAUAAAGAAAGAAAGGAAAAUCCAAUGCAUCACAUUUUUAGCUUGCUCUUCUAUUUAUAAGGUUUACAAACAAAGCCAUUUAAAAUGACAUCCAAGGUUCUCAAUACAAUAUAGAUUUAUAUUGAGAAGGAUGCACAGGACUCACCUUUGUUGUUGUUUAGUCGUUUAGUCGUGUCUUACUCUUCGUGACCCCAUGGACCAGAGCACGCCAGGCACUCCUGUCUUCCACUGCCUCCCGCAGUUUGGUCAGACUCAUGUUUGUAGCUUUCAGAACACUGUCCAACCAUCUCGUCCUCUGUCGUCCCCUUCUCCUUGUGCCCUCCAUCUUUCCCAGCAUCAGGGUCUUUUCCAGGGAGUCUUCUCUUCUCAUGAGGUGGCCAAAGUAUUGGAGCCUCAGCUUCACAAUCUGUCCUUCCAGUGACCACUCAGGGCUGAUUUCCUUAAGAAUGGAUGCGUUUGAUCUUCUUGCAGUCCAUGGGACUCUCAAGAGUCUCCUCCAGCACCAUAAUUCAAAAGCAUCAAUUCUUCGGCGAUCAGCCUUCUGUAUGGUCCAGCUCUCACUUCCAUACAUCACUACUGGGAAAACCAUGGCUUUAACUAUACGGACCGUUGUUGGCAAGGUGAUGUCUUUGCUUUUUAAGAUGCUGUCUAGGUUUGUCAUUGCUUUUCUCCCAAGGAGCAGGCGUCUUUUAAUUUUGUGACUGCUGUCACCAUCUGCAGUGAUCCUGGAGCCCAAGAAAGUAAAAUCUCUCACUGCCUCCAUUUCUUCCCCUUCUAUUUGCCAGGAGGUGAUGGGACCAGUGGCCAUGAUCUUCGUUUUUUUGAUGUUGAGCUUCAGACCAUAUUUUGCGCUCUCCUCUUUCACCCUCAAUAAACGGUUCUUUAAUUCCUCUUCACUUUCUGCCAUCAAGGUUGUAUCAUCUGCAUAUCUGAGGUUGUUGAUAUUUCUUCCGGCGAUCUUAAUUCCGGCUGGGAAUUCAUCCAGUGCAGCCUUUCGCAUGAUGAAUUCUGCAUAUAAGUUAAAUAAGCAGGGAGACAAUAUACAGCCUUGCCGUACUCCUUUCCCAAUUUUGAACCAAUCAGUUGUUCCAUAUCCAUAUCUAACUGUAGCUUCUUGUCCCACAUAGAGAUUUCUCAGGAGACAGACGAGGUGCUCAGGCACUCCCAUUUCUUUAAGAACUUGCCAUAGUUUGCUGUGGUCGACACAGUCAAAGGCUUUUGCAUAGUCAAUGAAGCAGAAGUAGAUGUCUUUCUGGAACUCUAGCUUUCUCCAUAAUCCAGCGCAUGUUUGCAAUUUGGUCUCUGGUUCCUCUGCCCCUUCGAAAUCCAGCUUGCACUUCUGGGAGUUCUCGGUCCACAUACUGCUUAAGCCUGCCUUAUAGAAUUUUAAGCAUAACCUUGCUAGCAUGUGAAAUGAGUGCAAUUGUGUGGUAGUUAGAGCAUUCUUUGACACUGCCCUUCUUGGGGAUUGGGAUGUAGACUGAUCUUCUCCAAUCCUCUGGCCACUGCUGAGUUUUCCAAAUUUGCUGGCAUAUUAAGUGUAGCACCUUAACAGCAUCAUCUUUUAAAAUUUUAAAUAGUUCAGCUGGAAUAUCAUCACUUCCACUGGCCUUGUUAUUAGCAGUGCUUUCUAAGGCCCAUUUGACUUCACUCUCCAGGAUGUCUGGCUCAAGGUCAGCAACCACACUACCUGGGAUAUACGAGACAUCCAUUUCUUUCUGGUAUAGUUCCUCUGUGUAUUCUUGCCACCUCUUCUUGAUGUCUUCUGCUUCAGUUAGGUCCUUUCCACUUUUGUCUUUUAUUAUGGUAAUCUUUGUACGAAAUGUUCCUUUCAUAUCUCCAAUUUUCUUGAACAGAUCUCUGGUUUUUCCCAUUCUAUUGUUUUCCUCUAUUUCUUUGCAUUGCUCGUUUAAGAAGGCCUUCUUGUCUCUCCUUGCUAUUCUUUGGAAAUCUGCAUUCAAUUUCCUGUAUCUUUCACUAUCUCCCUCGCAUUUUGCUUGCCUUUGCCCCCCCCCCGCUAUUUGUAAGGCCUCGUUGGACAGCCACUUUACUUUCUUGCAUUUCCUUUUUGUUGGGAUGGUUUUAGUUGCUGCCUCCUGUACACUGUUACGAGCCUCCAUCCAUAGUUCUUCAGGCACUCUGUCCACCAAAUCUAAAUCCUUAAACCUGUUCCUCACUUCCACUGUGUAUUCAUAAGGGAUUUGACUUAGAUUGUAUCUUACCGGCCCAGUGGUUUUCCUACUUUCUUCAGUUUAAGCUUGAAUUUUGCUAUAAGAAGCUGAUGAUCUGAGCCACAGUCAGCUCCAGGUCUUGUUUUUGCUGACUGUAUAGAGCUUCUCCAUCUUUGGCUGCAGAGAAUAUAAUCAAUCUGAUUUCGAUGCUGCCCAUCUGGUGAUGUCCAUGUGUAGAGUCGUCUCUUGUGUUGUUGGAAAAGAGUGUUUGUGAUGACCAGCUUGUUCUCUUGACAGAACUUAUUAGCCUUUGCCCUGCUUCGUUUUGAACUCCAAGGGCAAACUUGCCAGUUGUUCCUUUUAUCUCUUGACUCCCUACUUUAGCAUUCCAAUCUCCUAUAAUGAGAAGAACAUCCUUCUUUGGUGUCAUUUCUAUAAGGUGUUGUAAGUCUUCAUAGAAUUGCUCAGUUUCAGUUUCUUCAGGACUCACCUACUCUAGGUAAAGAUAGGGCGACAUAAAACAAGCUUGAUUACUUAGGACUUUAAGAAGCACAAACUUAAGCAGAACCUAUUGCCAGUUUUACAUUCUUGCUAUCUUGCCUAUUUGCAGACUUUCUGUUCUAACAUAAUGGAAUUAGCUUGAGGCCCUUGUUUGCAGGUAGGGACUGCCACCAAAUGUGGCCCUAUCAGUCCUUUCUCUACUGUAGACAUAGAAGGUUGGCAGGGUGAUGGUCAAUCCAUGCAUACUUACAUUUUAUUUUUGUUUGCAGGAAGAGAGAUCAAAGGUGGAUGAUCUGAGAGGGACCCCAAUGUCUGUAGGGACACUGGAGGAGAUUAUUGAUGAUAAUCAUGCUAUCGUGUCUACGUCAGUGGGAUCAGAGCACUAUGUCAGCAUUCUCUCUUUUGUAGACAAGGAUUUGCUGGAGCCAGGGUGUUCAGUUCUGCUUAAUCAUAAGGUAAUUAUUGUCAUAUUUAAAGAUGAGUAGCCUGCCUCUGAAAGUACGUAACAUUUACUAAUAUUUAUUUAUCUUAAAAAUUGUGCCCCACUCUGAAGCUCAAAAAUCUCCCAGAGCUGCCAGGAGCAAGUAAGACAAUCCUUGCUUGCCAGUUUUCAAUCUAAAAUACAUGGCACAAAAGGAAAAAAGGUUGAGGGGGAAAGAAGAAAACAAACUUAGGCACCAAUAUUUAAAAUGGAAUAGAAACAGUUCAGAGAGAGAAGAACCAAAUGGAUCUAGUUCUUGUCUUUCCCUCUGCUGCAGUCUUGAGUUUGCACCAUGCACAUUUUGACUACCUGCUGUAGUCUGGGCAUGACAAAUUUGAAAAGGAUUCAGACUUAAUGGAGAACUCGGAGGAGGGCAACAGAGAAAGUAAACACCCCUGUGUAGAGAGAGCUGAUCACAUGAGGUCAGCUAGUUAUGAGAUUCUAGAUUCCUAUUGAUUUGAACAGCGCCAGGUUGUUGCUUCUUUGGAUUAGAAUGGAAAGGUAUGAAGAAAAGCAAAAAGAAAAGUGCCUCUUUUGAUCAGCUGUGAAAUCAUUUUCAUGAGAGGAUAAUUACUUGUCAUCUGCUCUGCCACUUCCCUUGGAAAGCUUAGUCAAUGGAAAGUGGCAGACAAUACCAGUUUCUUUUAAUUUUUGUCGCUGGUGUUGCAGCAUGGUGUAAUGAUGUAGCCUGAGCCAUGCUUAAUUGGAUAUGUAGCAAACUUGCCCUGUUGACCAAUAGGGCUGCAGCAGUUUGGCAGCAGCGUCUGAAAUUCAGUUGACAUUUUCAUUGAAGUUACUGCUGGAAUGCUGGAAUUGUACCUGUUCGUAACUUAGAUCACACUAUUCUUCUUGCAUGCAUUUGUAUUUGUAGACGUGUUUAGGGCCCAAUAUGCAGCAACCAAAACCUGGCCUCAGUAGCUUAUGUGUACUUGUGUUUGCUGUUGACUCUUCCGAGAGAGUCAGAGAACUUUUUUGCUUGUGUGCUGCUAAUGUAUUCUGUUACUGUAACUGGCGGCUGGUGUUUCAUUUUUUGUUUUCCCGAUAUGGCAUAUUUUUUAUUUGAUUCCCUCUUCUUUUCUACGGUACAAUGUAUUUAUGCAGCCUUUGGGUGACAAGCGACCAAUAAGUUUAUUAUAAAUAAACAAACAAACUUUGUCUGUGGUGUAGAGAUCUGCCGGAUAGCACUGUACUUUGGAGCAGGCAGAAGCAGCAGAGGUCGCUGCUGAUUUGGGGUGGUCCUGGGCAUCCUUUUCUGGUGGUGAUUUUGACCAAGCGAGCUGGCCCACAGACCUAUGUCAAUGACAUUUAUGCUUUGUCUCCUUGCUAGGAAUGGGACAAACACUCAGAUAAGCGUGUUGUUUCUCUCCAACCCAGACCCAAGUGAAUUACAUGCAAUAUUAUUUAUUGGUGCUGCUGCCUGUUUUGAUUAGGUCCACGCUGUGAUAGGAGUCCUCAUGGAUGACACGGAUCCUUUAGUGACAGUGAUGAAGGUGGAGAAAGCCCCUCAAGAGACAUAUGCAGAUAUUGGAGGCUUAGAUAACCAGAUUCAAGAAAUUAAGGUAUUUAUACUUUCAGCACUGAUGAAAGAAGGAGCACUGAUGUCACAAUUUUAAAAAAAGUAAUAAAAAAAAGUGCUGGUAUUUACUUGAUUCUACUGCUCAGCAACUACUGCUGGAACUUCAACUGUAUUUUGCUUAGCAGAGAGGCGGUCAGGUAAUGAUCUCUCUUGAUGGUGCCACAUGUCCCUGCGGCUUGAGAGUGUGAUUGUAGUGCUGAGGCUCCAGUCCACUACAAUUCUCUUCCUUUAGAAAUGAAGCAACCUCCUGUUCUGUUUUUCAGUGUUUGUUGAGAAAUCAUCUUUUUCUCUCCCAAGCCUUUCAAAACGAGUCGUAUUUUAUCUCUGCAGUUUUUAAUUCUUGUUCAUUUUUUAAAAAUACUGUUUACAGUCGUACCUUGUUUUGCGGCCGGGAUCUGUUCUGGAGCCCCAGCCACUAGCCGAAAAGGAUGCAGGGCAAAGCGCUGCAUUUGCGCACAUGCGCAGAGCGGUUUGCGCUUCUGCGCAUGCACGAAGCGUGAUUUAUAGCUGCUGCGCAUGCGCGAGUGGCAAUGUUUUUCUAUAUUGUAAUAUUUCAUGUUUCUAUCAUUGUAAGCCACUUUGAGACCCAGAUGAUGGUGAAAAACAUUCAUGUAUGUAUGUAUGUAUGUAUGUAUUAUAGCACCUUGCAAAGAAAUUGUGCACUUUAAUCCUAUAAGAGGAAUUAGGCUUACAGAGAAUUGCCUGGAACUAUCCAAGCUCAGUGACGCUUCAAAUCUCUGUUUCUCAGGGUUCUUGUUUCUCAGCUUGAAACUCCAGCUCUUUCAUCACACUGGGGUCUGUCGGAAACAUUGGAGUUAACAGCAUUUGUUGCUUUAAAAUACUCAGUGUUAACAUUCACUUUUGAAAAUUCUAAUUUUGAUCAUUAAUUCACUGCCCAGUCUGUGAUUUUUUUUUCAGCUAGGAAGAGCUAAUAUACAGAUAGAUAUGUUGUUGCUUCUUCCUAUAGGAGUCUGUGGAGCUCCCUUUGACCCAUCCUGAAUAUUAUGAAGAGAUGGGUAUCAAGCCACCCAAAGGAGUCAUUCUGUAUGGACCACCUGGCACAGGUACUACUCUUCUGUCAUUCUGGUUCUAUAUGUCUCUAAAUGUUGACACUCCUGGCUGCACCUCAUGAUUGGUACACAGCUCAUAGAUAUUCUGCCUGGAGGCUGGAGCAAUAAGGUCUUGCUAGUAUCUCUGGCAUUGUUCUUUAUAACAGUGUGGUUCUGAAAUGUGGGAUGUGAUAAGCUAAUAUUUACCCAUGAGGUGCUGCUGAAAAUGCCAUCUUCUGUGGAGGCUGGAUUGGCUCCACAAGGCACAGUGCCUUUUCUGCUGCAGUGCUGAAAUUCUGGAAAGCUUUUUCUGCAAGGAAGCCCAAGGCUGCUACCUGCUUGGCAGGUUAAGGCAGGUUGUGCCUUUGCAAAUUGAGUUUGCAAAAUGUUUUUCCAGCUCUUUGUCUACUUAUUAAUUUUUAUUUUAUAUUGCCUUUGGGUUUAAACUGACUUGGAUAAUUUAUGUAUUGAUUUGGGUUUUUUUGUAUUGAUAUUGUUAUUUUUUUAGAAAACAUCUUCACCAAAUAUGGCCAUGUUUUCCAGACAUUCCUUUAAUUGCAUUCUCUGCACCAACAUUCCAGUCAAGCAUAUUAUUAUUAUUAUUAUUAUUAUUAUUAUUAUUAUUAUUAUAUUACUUAUACCCCACCCAUCUGGCUGGGUUUCUCCAGCCACUCUAGGCAGCUUCCAGCAAAAUAUAAAUAUAAAGCAUACCUCUCCCCAGGAAGCAUGAGUUCAAGUUGUAGGAACCUUUUGAAGUACUGUAUUUUUCGCCCUAUAGGACGCACUUUUUCCCCUCCAAAAAUGAAGGGGAAAUGUGUGUGCAUCCUAUGGGGCGAAUACAGGCUUUCGCUGAAGCCUGGAGAGCGAGAGCCUCUUGCUCUCCAGGCUUCAGGAAGCUCUGCGCGGGGCUCCCGAGGGUUCCGCGGAGCUGCCUGCGCUCCCGGGCGCGCAGCUCUGGCUCCCGUUCUGGGGGGUGGGGCCUGGGAAGCUCGGGCUUCCCCCACCCCAGCCCCGCGCCUGUAAGGGGGAAAUAAUUUUCCCCUUUAUUCCCCCAAAAAAAAUCUAGGUGCGUCCAAUAGGGCGAAAAAUACGGUACUUCCAAGGCUGUAGCUGAAUUGUAAGAAGAAGAAGAGUUUGGAUUUCAUAUCCCGCCUUUCACUCCCUUUAAGGAGUCUCAAAGCGGCUAACAUUCUCCUUUCCCUUCCUCCCCCACAACAAACACUCUGUGAGGUGAGUGGGGCUGAGAGACUUUAGAGAAGUGUGACUGGCCCAAGGUCACCCAGCAGCUGCAUGUGGAGGAGCGGAGACGCGAACCGGGUUCCCCAGAUUACGAGACUACCGCUCUUAACCACUACACCACACUGGCUAACCUCAGAGGUUAAUUUAUCAUAGACAAUAUGGGUACCUUGUGGAUAGUUCCAAACUGCAUGCAUGCAUAGCAUUGUAAUGCAGAUUAGUCACUGUUUCUGCAAGCUCUAAAUUCAACUGUGUUUUGGAAAUCAAACAGGUAAAACAUUACUAGCCAAAGCAGUCGCAAACCAAACCUCUGCCACCUUCCUGAGAGUGGUUGGUUCUGAACUCAUACAGAAGUACCUGGGAGAUGGUCCAAAGCUUGUUCGAGAACUGUUUCGAGUGGCUGAGGAACAUGCCCCGUCAAUCGUCUUCAUCGAUGAAAUCGAUGCUAUAGGUACCAAAAGGUAGGACGUUGUCGCUUUAAUGUGGGAUGUAACAAAUGCAAUUCUAUGAAUUGGUUUCAUUUCUUCCUUUCUUUCCAGUCAAUCAAUGAUAGGAGUUGGGACACAGCAGCUGUGUUGCAUUCUGCGCUCCCCAAAGGUUACUUUGCUUUUGCUCACAGGUGUUUUUGCUACAGAGCCAGUCUUUGUUUCAUGCGAGAGUUCCGUUAUGGACCCCUGCAUCCAUUGGUCAGUUCGGCUGUGCCUAAACCAGAAGUUGCCUAUAAUCCUGAUAAUCCCAUCUUGCAUUUUUUUAAAAAUUCUACCCCACAUUGUAGGAGUAAGUUUGAAGAUGCUAUGAAGCUAACUUCUCAUGUAAUAUAGGUGCCAAGAGCACUCUCAGACUAUACUCUAACUGAGCUAUUUGUAAGACCUGUUGUAAUAAUUACUGGAGGCUAAACCAGUCGCUUAAAAUUUCAAAGGAAGACCAGAUAGAAGUUGCUGAAACAGAGCAAAUUAUGCGUGUGAAAUCUGAUGGUAUUGUAAAAGCACCUGUUCCCCAUCUUGAAGGCUUUUUGUGCUAUUUCAACUGAUGGCAGGGGAAAUGAGAAGGGACAGAAAAGACUUGCAGCAGCUAUGUGGUGCCAAGUAAGCAAGUUCAAGCAAAGCAGUGCCAUUUGUAGACCAGCUUUGAGUCCAGCCUCUUAUCCAUCCAGCUGAAUGGGGUAUCUCAUCCGCUGGGUUUGGAAAUUUAAAAAAAGAGGUUGGGGGAGAUCUCUGUGUAGCCAUUGCUUGUGCCAUAACUUAUUUGCCUGUGAUUGCUCAGUGAUUUUUAUUUAGAGAUAAAGGGAAAUGCGAUCUUCUGUGGAGACUGCUGCAUGCAACUUACUUUGAUGUUAUUCUCUCCUCCAAAGAUACGAUUCAAAUUCGGGGGGCGAAAGGGAAAUCCAACGAACAAUGCUGGAGCUGCUGAACCAGUUAGAUGGGUUCGACUCACGUGGAGAUGUAAAAGUGAUCAUGGCCACUAACAGAAUAGAAACACUGGAUCCAGCUUUAAUCAGGCCAGGUGAUCAUUGUGUUGCAAAUUAUUUCCACUUGUUUUUUGCAUUUGACUACUGACUAUGUUGCAGUUUCUCAGUAAAUAAGCUAAGUGCUUCCUUUAUGUAGCUUACUCUUUAUUGAUGUUAUUACGGGACAUGACACUUUUAUCCAAGCAAAAAUGGGCAAGUUCCUCUCCCUCAGUGGCUCAUAAUCUAGAUUUAGAACCUGGGGAGAGGGAGGCGUGAAAAAUGAGGGAUGUGAGCAGUUACAGUUCCGCAUGCUAGAUCCCAGGGUAUGGUCUGAAGACAAAUAGUACAACAAACUUGUUGGAGCUGAGCAAAUCAGGGUGUGGUCAGUACCUAGAUGGGAGAUGGCCUGGAAACCCUCAAUGGGCCACCUUGAGUUCCAUGGAAGAAAGGCAGGGUGUAAAUGUAAGAGAAAUAUGUAGUUUAUGAAAUCUAACCUCAGGGGAUGCUUAUCUCCGUUAGUCAGGGGAACAUAUUAGUGUGGAGUAGAAAGUGCCAAAAAUUGUUUAUGCUGCAGUUGCUUGUUUGCUUUUCAGAUGGCAUGCCAUCAUUUGCUGGAUAAAACUUUUUUAAAGAAGUAAACUGUUUAGUCGCAGUGUGAAGCCACCACCCAAGGAAAUCCUUCCAUCUCAGUAAAAAUCUAAGCUGCCUGGUUUUUGUUUUUCAAUCACCAGGGCGUAUCGAUAGGAAGAUUGAAUUCCCUCUGCCCGACGAGAAAACAAAGAAGCGCAUCUUUCAGAUUCAUACCAGCAGAAUGACUUUGGCAGAUGAUGUCACACUGGAUGAGCUGAUUAUGGCUAAAGAUGAUCUUUCUGGUGCAGAUAUUAAGGUAAGAUGCUUGAUAAACGAAGUUUCUCCUCUUAACAGUAAAUCAUCUCAGCCUCCUUUCCUCAUAUGUUUCAUCCCUUCUCACAAACACCAUUAUUUUUAUCAAAUUUUAGAGGAACUGUUACCUGAACAUUCUUGAUUUUUGAAAGGGUUAGUUUUAAAAAAAAUAUGAACUGGCAUCUUCCAGUUUGCCUGAUAACAAAUUUCCCGUGUCAUGGAAGUAUUUCCCAUGUUAGUCAGCUAUUUUGCCUCCUCCUGAGUUAGAAAGUCAUUGAUAUUUGGAAGUGGGCCUGUCUUUGGUAUGAGGGGCCAAAACUCAUGAAAUGAGGGUAAGAAAUGCUUGAAUAUUUUGCCAAAAUUUUGCUAGAAGCUUGUAGGAAUCAGUGACACUUGCAGAAUGCCUUUCGUGGGGAAGGAGGGAGCAGCUAAGGCCUUGCAUUCAUUGUAAUCCAUCUCAAGUGUUCAAGUUAAAAUGAUAGAACAUUAAAAUCACAAUACGACAGAUAAAAUGCAACUGAUAAUCAGAAGGGCCCCAUUAAUUAAUUCCUAGCAUUAACCAACAGAAAAGGCUUGAGGGUGUUUCAUGAGGCAUGCUUUAACAAGAGCUGAAAUAUUGCCAGCAUUGACACGGGUUGGAGGAAUUGAUAGGAAGGGUGUUAACUCCGAAUGCAGGAAAACUAAGAGGACCUCUACAGUUGAGUAUGAUGCUCAGACAGGGAGGUAUGGAGACACUUGCUCAUAUGUCUUGAUAAGAGAUGAGAUGCAGAGUUGAAAAGGCUCUGGCCUGUUUUGCUUCCUUGUCUUUCACUGGUGGGUGCACCAUGGCUGACUCACAAGAUAUCUCCUCCAUUUUCUUGCUUAAACCCAUGACACUUCAUUGUAAAAACUUCAAUUUUGGCAUUUCACUCAAAUGCUGAAAAGAUUCAUUGGGCUCUGCUUCUGCGAGAGCAGAGUAUGGAGAGGGAAGGAACCAAAAAAAGUAUGUAAAGAUUACUGUGUGUUACAGUCCAAUUGCCUUUUUGUUUAGUUAAGAUAUGAACCAACCUUAACAGACUUAUGCCCCGAUCUUGUGCAGGUUUAUUUAAAAGUAAGUCUCAGUCAGUGCUGUGCUGCUUACUCCUAAGUAAGUAUGCAUAGGAUCGCUGCCCUAGCUGGACAAUAUUGCAAGUAUUGCUUACUGAAAAUUAUUUUUUCACUGCAUUGAAUAAAAGUGAGAUUCAUAAUUUUCUAACCAGAGGCUUCCAUCUCUGGCAGGCUAUUUGCACAGAAGCUGGCUUGAUGGCUCUGCGGGAACGGAGAAUGAAAGUAACAAACGAAGACUUCAAAAAAUCAAAAGAGAAUGUUCUUUAUAAGAAACAAGAAGGCACCCCAGAGGGCCUCUAUCUGUAACUUUUUACCUUUUGUUUGUUUGUCCUGGGGCAAGAGAAAUUAUUGGAACCUUCCUUUCAGAGUACAGGAAAAGCAUGAGAAAUUAAAUGCCUUGGGCGGAAAGAAAAAGCUUUUGCUGCUUGAAGCAUUGUUUAAGUGAAUUCCUCCACAUUGUAGUUUUAAACACUUUAUUUGCCAUUAAAACCUUGGUUUCCAAAUGGAUUGGAA
Molecule: messenger RNA, 14665 nt
Organism: Podarcis lilfordi (Lilford's wall lizard)
Lineage: Eukaryota; Metazoa; Chordata; Lepidosauria; Squamata; Lacertidae
Source: the annotation of a GenBank genome assembly